AUGGCUCCAGGCUCUGCGGUUGCCGGGCAAACCUUCGUCUCCAAACGCCAACUUCCAGGAGUCACUGAUUCGAUUGGGGCAUCCAUUCUUUCAGUUCUCACCACCGCUAUUCCCCCGGACUCUGUCUCUAUAGCUAUCAGUAACCCAGACUUCUUUUCAUCCACUUAUGCCGUAACAACUACGACAGAGACAAGAGCGUCGAGUUUUCCGUAUACCUCUACCCCCACACGCACAGCUUCAGGUGUCGUAUUAGCAACAUCGCCUUCAGUGCCAUCAUCUGCUCCUUCGACUGGAUCUCGCAACCCUCUUUCGACGAGUGCUAAAAUUGGCAUUGGAAUUGGAAUCUCUGCAUUUGCCUGGAUAGUAAUUGCUAUGGUCGGUUGCUUCAUACUUGGUAGGAGGAAAGGGCGUAGGGAUACUGUUCCAGCCCAACAUAUGGAUCUUCCUGAGUAUGUUAGACCGAGCAUAGCAAACACACUAGGGAUUGAGGAUCAGCAUCUGCACUACAGACAAGACAAUUCACCCCAAUACCCAGAAAUUAUGGCAGUGAGAGGGGCACUGGAGAGAAAGAGCGAUUCCCCAGGGACCUGGCGUACCAACUACCGCAUCUGGAGAUGA
Messenger RNA from Lindgomyces ingoldianus, 618 nucleotides. RefSeq lists its product as uncharacterized. The transcript has a single exon. NCBI's taxonomy places the organism in Eukaryota, Fungi, Ascomycota, Dothideomycetes, Pleosporales, Lindgomycetaceae. Bases 1 to 618 code for a protein of 205 amino acids. The record is from RefSeq and is a predicted model, not a curated record.